GGGACGCAUUCCGGCGCACGUUUGCACACCUCUGCGGAUUAGCAGACUUUUAUCCUGCGGAUGAUGUCCAUGUCCGAGCCCAUUUCCAUGGUAACAAAUUCGUGAUUGGACAUAAUUCCACGUCGAAAUUGUUCCUUGCAAUCUCACCUCAUUCAAUCGCGGAUGAGUCAGACAGGUGCCAUUUGGCAUUCAUCAGGACUCGGGAAGGAAUUUACUCAUCGGCCUUCUUCCUUCGCCUAUAGUGAGCAUUCAAGCCUUCAGCACUUUUGUAAGUGUUUACAUCGCUUUUUGGAGGCCAAGCCGUGGCGGACACACUCGACAAGAUCUUCUUCCUCUUGUCCUCCUUUUUCUAAAGGUCAGACCUACGUACUUGGAAGAGAUGUCUUGGAAGACUAGGACGAGGAUCGAGGAUGUUAUUAUUGCUCCUUUCAUUCCUUGUCUGAUUUGACUUUCCUCAAGAAGAUCUUUCUUCCGCCAGUAGUACAAGGGAACGAUCUUGGGCUCCAGCAACUUCGUCGUUCCAAGUUCAGUUGACAGAACAUGAGUGAUUUAUAUUACUGCAAAGGGGCUCGUGAGGAAAGAACAGCUUCGCUGGCCAAGCGACAGUCCCAUCAUUCCAAAGUGCCUUGGUCGCCAAUGAUCCGUCGUUCGGGAGGAUCAGAUAUCAAGGAACGGAAACUUCUCCUGGAGACCGCCAUGACCAACUCGACGUGCACUCAACCCGUAGAUAAGGCCAUCUCCAAGGACGACCCUAAUUAUGGCAGACCUCAGCAAGGCACCUUCACCGAAGCCAGAGGUCAACGAGCUCAGAUUCAUGUCCACAAGGAGAUGCUGGAACUUUGCGAGAUCAUUUACAUGAACGGCGAGGAGCAAGAGGAUGGCACCACCGGGAUCCUCUUCGGGGAUCUCUUCCGGAUCUACACACGGAUCUCGGACAAAGUGGUGGGUCUUCUGUUACGUGCCCGGAAAUAUCGAUUACUGUAUUUCGAGCCCGAGAUGCUGUUUCAAGGUCAGAACGAUGAAGAGCCGAUUUUGCUCCUCAAACCGAUGAACCAGAUCUAUCAGCACUUCAAUGAGAACAACGGAUUUGUUUUGAACUCGUAGUCAAUGGACGGACGUCCAUUGACUUUUGUUAUUUUGUCGAUUAUGUUCGAAUAGACCACGAUUGAAAUCAACCACUUGUUCAUCGUGACGUCGGAAAACAAGCAAAAGGUGGAAAUGUCCGAUUCCUUUUCAUUUGAUUUGCUUCGGUGGGUUAUUUAGGAUUUGAGGAUGCUUCGGUUGAAGUUGCCUUCUCGUGAAUUGUAAUAUGUACUCCGUACGUCAUUUUGAGGACCAAACAAGGUUUCUCCAAAGCAAUGCCAAAAUGGAAAAUAAAAAGGAAAUAUCUUUCAGCCCGUCAUUUGUCAUGGAAAAAUAUUCACGCCCUUUAGCUUUGAUGUGGAUAUAGGAUGUAACUAAGUAGUAUGACUUCGAAAAAAAAAAAUCACGAAACUCAAGGGCGAUUACCAAAUUUCUGAAUUUGUCCUCGAUAGCUAAUGGAUUUCAUUGGACGGCAAAUGUCACCGAAGUCAUGUUUAAUCUUAGUUUUGGUAAGCUCUACAAUUUGUAGGCCUCCUUAAUGCAACUCAAUCAUUCAAUAUCCUCUUUCGCCCCCAAAUCAAUUCACUUCAGUUAUGUUGGUAUUCAUCAAUAUGUGCAUAUAUUGAGUCCUCCCUCUCUAUUAUUACUAACAAGAUGAUGGUAGAUAUAUUCAAUUCAGACCCCGCAAUUUGGGAGUCACUCAUGUUUAGACCAUUCAGUGCCAAUAAGGUGCCUCUUAGUGCAUUCAUUGCCAGCAAAUGCCAUCUGAUAAAUCUCUUCACAUGGUCUUGGCCCCUACUGAAAUCUCAUCACUUGAUCACAAAGCUUCGCACCGGAAAAAAAAAACAUCGGCGUGGAUGCGAAAGUCUGCACUCUGAACGAUGCAAAAAGAGAAUCCCGUUGGUUGGUUAGUUGCGUGCACGUUUCUCUCAACAACUUCCAUGUCCUGUCAUCAAUCGGCCUCCCCAAAUUAUAGCGGUGCCUUGGUGCCUUCCUUCUCUACUCAGUUCCUGCAAACCAUCCAUUGGUUUGCGGUGUCAUUGCAAGUUUUAUGAGUUUGUGCAGUACCAAUAAAUUAUUGAUAAUAUC
Molecule: messenger RNA, 2172 nt
Organism: Tigriopus californicus
Lineage: Eukaryota; Metazoa; Arthropoda; Copepoda; Harpacticoida; Harpacticidae
Product: actin-binding Rho-activating protein-like
Exons: 1
Coding region: 541-1104 (187 amino acids)
Biological process (GO): positive regulation of Rho protein signal transduction
Molecular function (GO): actin binding
Source: RefSeq, a predicted model, not a curated record